GAGUCACGUGACUUGGCUCUCGCGUGAAGUAUAGAGGGCGAAUCGGGGAACGGUUAUAUGAGGUGCUAUCAGCCUGUGAUACCGAGUCGCAACACGCGAGGAGAAAAAAAAUCGCUUUUUAAAUUCAGGUUUCAGCGUUUACGACUACAAUCCCUGCAUUCCUUCCAAUUAAUAAGAGAACACGGAGCAGAGGAGCUUCGACUGAGGUGCUACUCGAUUGGGGGGAAAGAGGGAGCCUAACUUUAUCGCCCCGCGCCCUUAUCUGGAGUCUUGUCUGGCCGAACCGACCGGAGUGGAGCUUUUGGACGGACUUCACUUGCACUGAUAAUUAUUUUUCUUUGUUUUUGUUAUUUUGGGGUUUAUUUUUUGUUUGUUUGUUUGUUUGUUUUUUUCCUUACGAAAACUAGGAGAUUUAAUCCUGCAGCAUGUACUCGAGCUUGGCCAUACCUUCAAACCCAUCCCCGUACGGCCACGACUCCGGGAACUACGUGCACGCACCGGCCAGCUCUCCCGUGUAUGUGCCCAGCACGCGUGUGCCCGCCGCCGUGUUGCAGUCGCUGCCCUACCUGCAGCCGUGCGAACCCACGCACCAGACGCACGCGCUCACGGGCCACCAUCACGCAUGGCCACCGCAAUCUGCUGCUGACGGCUCGUCGUUUGGCGCUGGAAGCCCGCAUGCUCACGCGCCCUCCGCCACUUUCUCCUACACACACAGUCCGCCUGCGACCGGCGGUGGUAGCUGUGGCGCCCGCGACCCUGCGUCCUAUCAAAGUGCACUGGCGUUGAGUGGCGGCGCACGCGGCUCCGACCAGUACGGUGGUGCUCUGAUGCGCCCCAUGGGCGCUUCUUAUUCGAGCCCAUACGCGUACAUGGGCCCCGACGUAAGCGGAUCAUGGGCGCCUGGUCAUUUCGACAGCGGUGUGAUCGGACUACAGGGACGCCAGGGAACUCUGACGGGCAGAAGGUCUGCUCUAGAUGUGUUGGAUGAAAUGGCAGUGGAGGGACGCGAGUGUGUGAACUGCGGCUCCAUCUCAACUCCGCUGUGGAGACGCGACGGAACCGGCCAUUACCUGUGCAAUGCCUGCGGCCUCUACCACAAGAUGAACGGCAUCAAUCGGCCUCUCAUCAAACCCCAGAAACGACUGACUACAUCCCGGCGGGCAGGCCUGUGUUGCACUAACUGUCAUACCAGCACGACCACACUGUGGAGGAGAAAUGCAGAGGGGGAGCCUGUAUGUAAUGCCUGUGGCCUCUACAUGAAGCUUCACGGGGUACCCAGGCCACUGGCUAUGAAGAAAGAAAGCAUUCAGACAAGGAAACGCAAACCCAAGAUACCUAAAACUAAGGCUUCAGGGUCUUCUGUGUCCGGCACUACCUCUCCUACCUCUCAUCCCAUUUCAGAGAAUGCUUCAACAAUAAAAAGUGAACCCAAUAUUGCUGCCUCACCAUAUGCCGGUCAAACAGUUGUGUCUGUCACACAGGCUUCAACACCGUUAAGCAGCACAAGUUCGGGCCAUGUGGACAUCAAAUACGAGGACUACCCUUUCACGCCGACAUCCAUCGCCGCACAGAACACCUGGUGCGCACUGUCCCAAGCAUGAUGCAGCCUGAGACAAUGCCAUUUCUGAAAAUCACCCCAGUGCAAUCUAGGAAAAAGACUUUAUGACGAGAACUACCUAUUACACAGCCAACGCUAACAAGCAAAAACGAACUCUGGUGGAUGCCAUUCGAUGGAAUAUAUGAACUGAUAAUACAGUUUGUACAGCAUGUAACCAAUACUUCAUUGUCCGGUUGUUGAGUGUAAAUUUCAGGUCAUACCUGUUCACAUUUGUGGUGUAAGCUACAGCAGACAACUCAACAAGUUAUUACAGAGUUGGGUUUUUUUUUUACUUAGAACCAAAAUGAAGUACAAAAUCAAAAUGCACAUUAUAUAUAUAUAAAAAAAAACAAUGUUUCAUAAUAUGCUUCUUCACAAAUGAUUAACUUUUAAGAUACAUUAUUUAUGUUGAGAUAGGAGCAGUCCAGACAAACUGAGUUAUUCAAUAUAUUGUUUCUUUUUUCCAGGCAGGGAAUAUGUUUUAUGGUCAUAAUGUCAUUUGAGCACGCACACACAAACACACACACACACACACACACACACACACACAC
Messenger RNA from Ictalurus punctatus (channel catfish), 2148 nucleotides. It is a transcript of the gene gata5, whose product is annotated as GATA binding protein 5. Bases 426 to 1601 code for a protein of 391 amino acids. Gene Ontology annotation, cellular component: nucleus. Gene Ontology annotation, biological process: positive regulation of transcription by RNA polymerase II; cell fate commitment; negative regulation of transcription by RNA polymerase II. Gene Ontology annotation, molecular function: zinc ion binding; DNA-binding transcription factor activity, RNA polymerase II-specific; RNA polymerase II cis-regulatory region sequence-specific DNA binding. The record is from RefSeq and is a predicted model, not a curated record. NCBI's taxonomy places the organism in Eukaryota, Metazoa, Chordata, Actinopteri, Siluriformes, Ictaluridae. The transcript has 7 exons.